AUACCGACUUCAAAAUAGCCGACUGGAUCCCACUACUCUUCAUCGACUGUCAUUACGAAAACCACAAAGAAACGAAAACGAACCAAUAGAAAAUCAGUUCCAUGACCUUUCAACCAAGAUGGCGAACCCCGUUGUCUCAAUGAAGUUUUGGAAGCCAGGUACUGAAGGUCCAGGAACUGCCAUCAGUGAAGAAAGACAGAGUGCUGCAGAGGCUAGUGGAACUGCUGUGAUUUAUAACCCUCAUACUUCACUUUCCAUAGAACAGCAGAGACAAAGAUUACCUAUUUUUAAGCACAGAAACCAUAUCCUGUACCUGGUUGAGAACUAUCAGACAGUUGUGAUUGUCGGAGAAACAGGAUGUGGGAAGAGUACUCAAAUUCCACAGUAUCUAGCAGAAGCUGGGUGGACAGCAGAAGGAAGAGUAGUUGGGGUUACACAGCCACGCAGAGUUGCUGCUGUUUCAGUGGCUGGUAGAGUAGCAGAAGAGCGAGGUGCCUUGUUAGGCCAUGAAGUUGGAUACUGUAUUCGAUUUGAUGACUGUACAGAUUCACAGGCCACAAGGAUAAAGUUUCUUACAGAUGGAAUGCUAGUCAGAGAGAUGAUGGCAGAUCCUCUUUUAAAGAAAUACAGUGUUCUUAUGCUAGAUGAAGCCCAUGAAAGAACGUUGUAUACCGACAUAAGCAUCGGUCUGCUGAAAAAGAUCCAGAAAAAGCGAGGAGACCUUCGACUUAUUGUAGCCUCUGCUACUUUGGACGCUGAGAGAUUUAAAGAAUUUUUUAAUCAGAAUGAGACUGAGGAUGUCACCAAAGAUACGUGUGCAAUCCUGACUGUGGAAGGAAGGACAUUUCCUGUGGACAUCUUCUACACAUUAAGUCCUGUUCCAGAUUAUGUAAAAGCUACUGCAGAAACUGUGAUGAAAAUCCACCAGAAUGAGGGUGACGGAGAUAUUCUUGCAUUCGUAACUGGCCAGGAAGAAGUUGAAACUGUGGUUUCCAUGCUGAUAGAGCAGGCACGUCUCCUGGCUCGUUCAGGUAUGCAGAAGCACUUGCGCAUCCUCCCAAUGUAUGCUGGGCUACCUUCAUCCGAACAGAUGAAAGUAUUUGAAAGAGUUUCACAUAAUGUGAGAAAGGUGGUUGUGGCAACAAAUAUAGCAGAGACAUCUAUCACUAUAAAUGGGAUUGUAUUUGUAAUUGACUGUGGUUUCGUCAAACUGAGGGCCUAUAACCACAAAACAGGCAUUGAGUCCUUGGUGGUGGUUCCAGUGUCCCAGGCAUCAGCGAGUCAGAGAGCUGGUCGAGCAGGUAGAAAUCGCUCUGGAAAAUGUUACAGGCUUUAUACAGAAGAAGAUUAUGAGAGUUUGUUUCCAGCCACUGUUCCAGAGAUGCAGCGCAGUAAUAUGGCCCCUGUUAUCCUUCAGUUGAAAGCACUGGGAAUAGACAAUGUUUUACGAUUCAACUUCCUGUCUCCACCCCCAGCAGAGACAAUGGUCCAGGCUUUGGAACUGCUUUAUGCCCUUGGAAGUCUUGAUGACCAGUGCUGUCUAACUGACCCUCUUGGACUUAGAAUGGCUGAGUUCCCUUUGAAUCCCAUGUUUGCCAAAAUGUUGCUGGAGUCUGGGAACUUUGGAUGCUCUGAAGAAAUCCUAACUAUUGCAGCAAUGACACAGAUUCAGAAUGUUUUUGUUGUUCCACCUAACCAGAAAGCAGAAGCUGCUAGAGAGCAGCGGAAAUUUGCAGUGGCUGAGGGAGACCAUCUUACUAUGCUGAAUAUAUAUGAAUCAUUCCUAAAGAACAGUAAGAGUUCUCAGUGGUGUCAGCAACAUUUUCUAAAUUACAAAGGACUUAUCAGGGCCACAACAGUCCGAGAACAACUGAAAAAAUUAUUAACCAAGUUUAAGAUACCAAAGAAAUCCAGUGAAGGUGACCCUGAUCCUGUUCUGCGCUGCAUCGUUGCUGGAUUCUUUGCUAAUGCUGCCAAACUCCAUUACACUGGAUCUUACAGGACACUUCGGGAUGAUUAUGAACUGCAUAUUCAUCCAUCAUCAGUUCUGUAUGGUGAAAAACCUCCAGAAUGGGUUGUCUUCAAUGAGGUAAUCCAGACUUCAAAGUAUUUCAUGAGAGACAUCACUUUGGUUGAACCUUCUUGGUUGCUUGAGCUAGCUCCACACUUUUAUCAACAAGGAGUGCAACAGUCCUGGAAUGCAAAACGAGCCAAGGUGUCCUAAAGUGCAUAGAUGUCCAGAAGUUACAUAUUUCCAUGUGUUAUACUGCAAUACUCAGAAGUGCCGUAUAUGAUAAGAGGAUGCAGAGACUUCAUAUGUGAAAUACUGAUCUUUAUUUGAAUUGCAGCCUGUACAUUUUAUAAAGAAGUCUCAAAUAAUUGGAGAAUUUCAAGUUUUAACUUUUUUUUUUGCUGGAGCCAUAAAGUCAACUGUUUCUAAAUAAAACACAGCAGAAUUUAUGAAGAAUAAAGCACAUGAAUAUCUGUAUGUACAUAUAUUUUAAAGUGACAAGCUACAAUUGCAGCAGGAGGGAUUACUUUAAUCGCCACUGUAAAGGUAGUAAAUAAAAUGAUGCAAAUGCAUUUUUUUUAUUUAAUGUGUCAAAACAAAGAAGGUGUCAUAAUAGUAGUUUUUUCUAUGCAGAUCAAAUUUGCCACAGUAUAAUUUAUAGCAUUUUCAGAAAGCUGUUCUAUUGGUUAUGUGUAGAAAGACUAAUUUAAAGAAAUUGACAGACACAUCACAGUACAGAUUUUUGUGAGGACAAGAAGAGGGAAAAAUUGUUCAUCCCCACCCAACAGAGUGGAAGGCUUUGCUUCCUCCUGUACCUCUGCACUCAGCCGAUGGUGAUGCCACCAUUCAAACAGACAGCUGUCGAUGCCAGAGGGGUUUACCUUUAAUCUAUUAGCCAGUUCUCCCUUUUCCUUCCUUAAGAGAUUAAGGAGUAUAGACACAGUGGCUGUCAGAUAGAGGUGUUACUAAUUUCUACAAGAGAUAUAAUUCAAAAGCACCCUACUCCCCCCACCCUGCCCCUUUACAAGAAGAGACCUCUCAUCUGGUGUUUGAUCUUUACCAAAGAUCCUUGAUAGGAAAAUUGCCUCAAAGACAUGUGUCUCACCCCUACCUCGAGAAGGAAUGAGGGAUCUACCCCAUCAUCCCCCCCCAGGCCUGGGUUGUCUGUGCCAUAGUCAGGGUUCCAUCCAUCCUUCUAUGCCACAGAACUGGCAAAUGUAGACAGAUUUAAGAGGGAUGAGAACACAGCAAAGCCCUUUGCUGUCUUCCAGGAAACCACUUGUUAUAGUGAAACUUCAUUUACUGGGUAAAAUGCAUGUGGGGUUAAAGUUUCCAUAGACAAUACAAUUUUGACAUAUUGUGUCUCCCAAAAUAUUAAUUUUCUGAAGCAAAAGUUAUGGAAAAGGAAGGAGGCAUUCCACGUUAUCUUUCUGUACAGUUUUUCUUGUACAUACCUGUUACUUUUAGCAAAAAUCCACCUUGUUGUGGCUACCUCCACAAAAUAUUUCCUUUAUCUGUUUUAUUGUAUGUAGCAGCAGGAUCUGUUUGCAAAACUGACUUAUGAGCAAAUAAAACCUGCUGGUUCCUAGUAAUAUUUUAUCUUUAAAACGUUGACUGAAAUUUUUGGCAUGGAAAAAGGUUGGCUAAGUGUGGCAGUAUAUAUGAUUUAAGAGUAAAUCUGACAGUUAAAGCAUGUAAGAAAUAUUGCUUAGAGAGGUAUAUGUGUUUGAAAGAAAGGGAUUAAUUAGUCAUAGUGAAUCUGUAAGGAGAAAGAACUGAGGAACUAGUCAGAAUGAUGUCAUUUUCAGAAAUAUCACAAAUGCAUAAGAAAUAUAGAAGUGUUGCUGUAACAUUGCUUCAUUUCAUGUACAUUUUUUUAUAAUUUAUUUAUUGUUUUAUAGUUGACACUGUAUUUUCCUAUAACUUUAAAUGCCUGAGUUAUAUAUUUUUGAAAGAAAAAGAAAAUGCAA
This is a messenger RNA of Protopterus annectens (West African lungfish), 3981 nucleotides long. RefSeq names its product DEAH-box helicase 35 (gene DHX35). The transcript is spliced from 22 exons. Lineage: Eukaryota; Metazoa; Chordata; Ceratodontiformes; Protopteridae. Bases 119 to 2224 code for a protein of 701 amino acids. Gene Ontology annotation, molecular function: RNA binding. The record is from RefSeq and is a predicted model, not a curated record. Gene Ontology annotation, cellular component: intracellular anatomical structure; catalytic step 2 spliceosome.